AUGUUGUCAAGAGCGUUUCUCAAAGAAGUGAGAGUUUUUGUGGAGCGGAGAGAGCCGCAGACGGCGAUUUUACAGUCGUCAGCGUCCCUAUCACCGUCUCCGUUUGAAGAAUGGAAUUUCAAACAGUUUAUUGGCGACAAGCUCGAACGGCAGGUGGAGAGACAAAAGAAGCUUCCAACGCUUAACGCGUUGGUGGAAAACAGGCUAGAACAAUUGCUCCCGCUGUACGCUCACCUCUUAGACACCGGCAAGGACGAUUCCGUUCAUGGGCACAUGUUGAAAUUCAUGGGCCGAGGCAGUGGCAGCGGUGAUGGCAGCAGAGAUGCCAAGCUUAAAAAUUUGAAGGCACAUAUAAUCAAGUAUGAGAUCCACCGAGAGUAUUUCGAGGUCUCCGAGUUCCGGAGGUCGCAGCUCUCGAUAACAGUGGACCCUACAGUGUCGAGUGAGAUGCUCGUUCACACGUACACAGACAAGGAUCUCGUUCACUUCGUAAAGCUGCUGCACGAUGAAACGUUUCUCAACAGUUCAUACUACAACUAUUACCGACGGUUCAGCCGCUUGUUUUUUAACCUCGUUGAAGGCAGCAACGAGCCAGGCUCGAACGCAAGGUUGUCGAGGAAGCUACGCCCGGCAGACUUGGAAAGAUUGCUUCAGCACCUGUUGUACUCGAACAAACGUCUACGGACCGAGGAGAGGCUUGAGUUACGGCUCGACGAGAUGAACAACAUCCUUCUGAACGAUUUACAGGAGGCGGGACUGAAACUCUCCAACAAGGAGAUGUUUGCGCUUCUCCAGUUGACGUUCCGUAAGACCGUCGACUUGCGCAACGUCGAGAUGCUCUACGACAAGUUCAUGGCCAGCGACAAGUUUGACAAGAACAACGACUUCUUCAAGACGUUCUUGAACUUCAACAUGUCGUUGGGGUUCAGCAACGAGCGGAUGGCCUCCACGAAGUUCUGUAGGAAGGUCAUCCUCGACCUAGUGCAAAGCGACGGUGUCGACGUCGACCGACACCUACUCAAGUACCUACUCAAGUACUCGUGGCUUGUACACGACGGCGAGUUGACAAGGCUAGUGGCAACCUACCUCCUCAAACACUACGCCCUCGAUGUGGAGACUUUCAACAUGAUUUUCGUCGGGGUGUUCAGGCAGGACAUGAGCAGCAACACAGUCUCCCCCGCUCUAGAGCAGCUCCUCAACAUCAACCUCAAGCACACCAUGCGGGUGUCGUCGCUGGCGACGUCGUCCUCGGUAGCCUCUCGGAUUGCUCCACCUCCGAUCACCGAGGCCGAGCGCUUCAACAUGCGCCUUUUGGACCACCUUCUCGAAAAGGCCGCCCGGGUGACUCCGCAGAUGCAGCCACUCUGUCCGGGCAUCAUGCACCGGCUCCCGCUGAACCUUGUUCCCCAUGACCUCCUUCUCCGAACUACACAGAACAACACCGGAGACGGAUUCCCCGUGGUGGAAGACUAUCUCCGGCAGAUGUCACGUGUUGCGUCUGAGGGCCCCGAGGGGCUCCAGCACCGUCUGCGGCACCGUAAUCAGGGGGGCCGAACACAAAGGCCCACUCUCCACCUGGACCCGGGACACGUGUGA
Messenger RNA from Pichia membranifaciens NRRL Y-2026, 1596 nucleotides. RefSeq lists its product as hypothetical. The transcript has a single exon. The record is from RefSeq and is a predicted model, not a curated record. The coding region runs from base 1 to 1596 and encodes 531 amino acids. Lineage: Eukaryota; Fungi; Ascomycota; Pichiomycetes; Pichiales; Pichiaceae.